GUAACGACAACGACGACGUCGUCGAAGUCGAAGGAGGCCUUUCUUUAAAACCUGCGAACUGGCUUGCGACGCGCCCCAGUCAGUCUUUUAGUGCGUAUCUGCGUCAGAGGCGGCUAUGACAUCCUCCAUCCUGCUGCCGUGCUGCUUCCUGCUAGCUGCUGCAGCUUCGUUCGCAGAUGUCGCAUUUGCCGGGAGACCAAACAGACAACCUCCUCCAACAUCUGAUGCAGAAACUUCAGACCAAUGCCCAGAACCAAAUGGAUACUUCGCGGACGCUGAACAGUGCGACAAGUACUAUGAAUGCGUGAACGGUAAAAUUACAGAAAAGCUGUGCCCAGAUGGUAUGGUCUUCAAUGAUUACAGCAGCGAAUAUGAGAAGUGCGAUCUACCUUUCAACAUUGAUUGCAAGUCUAGACCUAAACUACAGCAGCCGCAGCCUAGCGAACAUUGUCCUCGUAAGCACGGUUACUUCGCCCAUGAAGAAAAAAAUAUAUGUGAUAGAUUCUACUACUGCGUAGACGGCAAAUACAACAUGAUAACUUGUCCGAAUGGGCUCGUCUACAACGAGAACGCAGGCAUUUGCUCUUGGCCUGAUGAGGCUAAGAGAAAGGGAUGCACCUCAGAAGGUAAUUUACAAAGAGUAAAGUGGGAUUAUAUGGCAACACAAAUUUCACACUCUAACAAGCAACAAACCCAACCACAUGGACAAGUCGACAUCUUAGAGCGUGUAUAUUUGAGUAUGUGACGUGAAAUGCUUGUUGAAAUAAUCCCAGUCUGAAGAAUGGUUAGAAGUGAACAUGUCGAAUGAUGCGCUAUGGCCAUAUUACCCGUAGGUACCUAUGGGUAAUAUGGCAUCAUGCUUUGCGGAAUAUGGCAACCUGCUCUUCUCGUAAAAAUGGAACAAGUUUUCUUAGGUUAGAAAAAAUAUAUAAUCCUUACAACAUAACAAGUAUUAUUAAAUAAUACAACGAGGCUAAUAAAUCGCAUACCUCCAGAGGUCUGGAGGUUCCUACUAGUUGAUUUAGUAGGACACAAUCGCUACAAUAUAUGUUUGUAGGAGUACAUAUCUCGUGAACCCAGUCAUGGCAUUUACAUUGCAACCAAUCACAUUUGGAACCUUUUUUAUCAAAAUAGAAUCUCUACUGUAGGCAUAUUACCCCACAUUUUACCUUAUUUCAUAAAAAAGUAGCAACACCUAUUUUAGAUACAUUUAACGGAUUGUUCCACCAAAAAAAGUUAGGUUACUAAUCGUAUGUUGGCAUACUCUUAUUGAAAUUGGAUUAAAAACACUUACAACUUUUUUUAUCACUGAGUAUAACUUGACUUAUAUAUAUUUUCUAAACGGUCCUUACCUUUAUACUGACGAUAUAUUCACUAAAAAACUAAUCGCUUUGAUUCCUGAGGUAUUCACAGAAGAUUGCUACAUUACACCAACGUGUUAAAAUUAACACUGUUGCCAAAUAUAGGCUCAAAGUGAAGAUAACAAGCUGCGGCGUAUUACCCAGCGCGGGCGUAUUCCCCCUUCCCCCACUUUACUCUACACUGUUCGAAAUAUGGAAGUUAAUUACAUUUUUAUGUUCAAAAUUAAAACCAGCACCUCACCAAUUUGAACGUUUCUCCUAAUUUUACCGAGUUACGAAUGUUUCACUUUGGCUUGAAACGGGUCUAAAUAUAUUUUUUGCUCAAAUUACAAAGAACCAUUUUAAGCCUCAUUCCCCUUUCUCCAGUCAUUUAAAAUAUGCACAUUUCAAAAAUGCGUUAAAUUCUAAUCAGAUAUAAGCAAUAAGCUUUAAAUAUAGUCAUAUAACAAGUAGGGCUAGGGAAUCAAUCAUACCAUAGACCAUAUCAAAACCGUGAAACAAAGGAUUUAAAUCUUGAGUGUGGUAAAUGGGUGGGUUAAGCUGUAAUAAUAGAUGGAAAUUUCAAAGCGAGUCUUCUCGAAAGUAUUGUCUUCAACGGAGGUAUUUGGUUCGCUUUCUGUGGCGAGCAGUAUACAAAAAUCAACAAUGGUUAACAACAUCCAAUUGGGGCUCUAAUAAUUCCAAAAUGCUGUUUGGUCGAAAAGUAAUAGUUGGCACUUAUGUGAUCGUGUUUGUAUAGAUCUUAUACUUCAGAAAGAGGAUACUUCGAUUUGAUUUCGUUAUUUGUCCUGGCAAGAGACCAAACUCGUACCGUGCUGAUGAUCGCGAAUAAGCAUGAAAUACCUGUACACGGUUGGACCGGUGUGGUUGGAGUAACGGAAGUAGCACUGUUAAUCACGUCUACCUUUUCAACUAAAUCGCGUUCACAUGCCUGUAGGAGGGGGUUAGAUUUCGGGAUUGAGUUUUGUUGAUGUUUGCCAUUUUUUUUUCGCCACCUAAAGCAAACCAAGUACGCUGUUACCACAAUUCUCUCAGGUAGAUUUGGAUUGGUAUUACCAUGAUACCUUUUACACCAUCUAUGUUGGAAUAUAAUUCCUAACUUGACGGGUUGGGUCUAGUGACAUGCAGUGCAUUGUUGUAAGGGUCGAAGAAAAACAAUACACGAUGGCCAGUUUCGGGGGCAAAAAGUAUUCAUAACAUCUAACGCAUUCAUCCUCAGAAAAAGUGAAUUUUCUCGACCGAUUCUGUACGUCUCUCCAGUCACGGGAAGCUAUAUUCGGGUUUCUUAUCCCCCAAAUUUUCCAUAAUAUAUGAGUGUUGAUCCAGAAAUAAGGAUCCUUUCGAUUUUAGACAAAUAAAACAUUGUUCAUUUUUAUACAAAAUUUACGUCAUUGGAUAGAUGAAACUAUGCUUUUCCGCAUGACCGCCAUUUCUUUCUACUCAUUUUUGUAGACGGUAUCCCAAUGACAUAGAGCUCCGCUGCAAACCCAUUGAGGAAGCGUUUUACCUUCUCAUCACCUCUAGGGAAGCAUGGAUCACUCAAAUAUUC
Acanthoscelides obtectus is the source of this 2910-nucleotide messenger RNA. Lineage: Eukaryota; Metazoa; Arthropoda; Insecta; Coleoptera; Chrysomelidae. The record is from the annotation of a GenBank genome assembly.